CCCAGGCCUCAUACCAGCGCCAAAAUCCCUACGCUCAACAGGAUGACCGUUCAUAUGAGAUGAAGGAGGUGAAGGACGACAGCACCGCUCAACUGACAUCUGAUAUGAACGGCGACAGCAUGUCCGCAUUUUACACCGAGAUUUCUUCUAUCCAAGACAGCCUACGGACGUUCAACGACAAUGUGGCUCACAUUGGUGAUCUGCACUCGCGGUCACUGAAUAACAUGGAUGAUGCUGCUGCUCAAAGAAACGCUGCAAACCUAGACGAGCUCGUAGAAGACACUAGUGCUCUCAGCUCCACCAUAAAGAGGCGUAUCAAAGCAUUGGAGAAGCAAGGCGGUACUGGGCGAGAUGGACAAAUCCGCAAGCAGCAGACCGCAUUGGUGAAAUCCAAGUUUGUGGAAGCUAUUCAAAGCUAUCAGACUGUGGAGCAACAGUACCGCACAAAAUACAAGCAGCGGAUGGAGAGGCAAUUCAAAAUCGUAAAACCUGACGCAUCGCCGGAGGAAGUCAGAGCAGUCGUUAAUGACGAAAAUGGUGGGCAAAUAUUCAGCCAAGCACUCUUGAGCUCCAACCGAUACGGAGAGUCGCGAGCGGCAUACCGGGAAGUCCAGGAACGGCACGAAGACAUCAAACGCAUAGAAAAGACCUUGGGCGAGCUUGCUCAACUGUUCAAUGACAUGAGCGUCUUGGUAGAACAGCAAGAUGAGACCAUCAACAAUAUCGAAACACAAGCUGCAACCGUUGAAAGGGACACCGAGGCUGGCCUUGGGUACACUGAAAAGGCGGUCGUCUCCGCCCGUGCCGCUCGUAAAAAGCGAUGGAUCUGCUUCUUCAUCACCCUCAUCAUUCUCAUCAUCAUCGGUGUUGUCGUGGGCGUUGUAGUCUCGCAACAGGUCAACAAUAACAAGAAGUGAUCUUUUCUGGCGUACAUUUUCCAGGGGAACCAGAUUCAGGCUGAGGCUCUUGCAACAUAGUCUGUUCGCCUAGGCAAUUCUAUUUAUGACAAGGUAUUAGUUAUUAUCGUAUCGCGACCCUCGUUCGAUUUUGAAAUCUCCUACAACUACCCGUACAUGCAUUUCACAGUCUUUCUUUUCUAUGCCCUGCUUUUCUAUCUUAAUGUCUUUUUAUUCUGGCAAUGCAAUCGGACAGUGGAUGAUAUAUACCCUACCAUAUACGUUUUUGAGACCACCUCUUGAGAAUAGAGCAAGUAUGUAGGCUCGGGAUGAAUGGGUAGCUUGCCGAGAGGCCACAUUUUGGCUUACUUGAACG
Messenger RNA from Guyanagaster necrorhizus, 1272 nucleotides. Its product is annotated as syntaxin-like protein. The transcript has 7 exons. Gene Ontology annotation, molecular function: SNARE binding; SNAP receptor activity. Lineage: Eukaryota; Fungi; Basidiomycota; Agaricomycetes; Agaricales; Physalacriaceae. Gene Ontology annotation, cellular component: plasma membrane; SNARE complex; endomembrane system. Gene Ontology annotation, biological process: exocytosis; vesicle fusion; intracellular protein transport. The coding region runs from base 60 to 917 and encodes 285 amino acids. The record is from RefSeq and is a predicted model, not a curated record.